Molecule: messenger RNA, 1600 nt
Organism: Daucus carota subsp. sativus
Lineage: Eukaryota; Viridiplantae; Streptophyta; Magnoliopsida; Apiales; Apiaceae
Product: presenilin-like protein At1g08700
Exons: 1
Coding region: 124-1410 (428 amino acids)
Biological process (GO): protein processing
Cellular component (GO): plasma membrane; nucleus
Molecular function (GO): aspartic endopeptidase activity, intramembrane cleaving
Source: RefSeq, a predicted model, not a curated record
ACAAGUCUACAGUCCGAAGCUGAAAAACAAAAUUAAAAAUUAACAAACACAAAUGGCAAUUACACACAAUCCCCUGUAUCUACAACCCUAAUAACUUUCCCGAUCAAAACCCUCCCCGAAAAAAUGGAAAAUGGCAGCAUUCUCGAAUCAAUCGGGUCCGAAAUCAUCGGCGUCAUGUCCCCUGUAUCCAUCUGUAUGUUUCUCGUCGUUCUGUUAGUCUACAGUCUCUCGUCCUCUUCAAAUUCCGGCGCCGACCAGAUCCGAACCGCCGCCAAUCUUGUCUACGUCGAAACAGCCUCAGAUUCAACCACCCAAAAGCUUGAAGGCUCGCUUCUUAAUGCCCUUGUCUUUGUAAUCUUGAUUGCUGCUGUUACUUUCUUGUUAGUAUUAUUGUAUUAUUAUAAUUUUACUGGUUUCUUGAAGAACUAUAUGCGUUUCUCUGCAUUUUUUGUGCUUGGGACAAUGGGCGGGUCUAUUUUUUUAAGUGUUAUUCAGUAUUUUUCGAUACCCAUUGAUUCGAUCACUUGUUUCGUGUUGAUGGUUAAUUUUACUUUGGUGGGCGUGCUUUCGUUGUUUUCGGAUGGGUUUCCGAUUUUCUUGAGGCAGAGUUAUAUGGUUGUGUUGGGGAUUAUUGUUGCUGCUUGGUUCACUAAGUUGCCCGAGUGGACCACGUGGACGUUGUUGAUUGCCUUGGCUUUGUAUGAUUUGGUUGCUGUUUUGGCGCCAGGUGGGCCGCUUAAGAUUUUGGUUGAGUUGGCGUCGAGUAGGGAUGGGGAGCUCCCGGCUUUGGUUUAUGAGGCGAGGCCGGUGGUCUCCAAUCGGGGUGGUAGGACUGGUUUAGGAAUGUUGGUUGGCGGGGUUUCGGAUUCAGAGUCUGUAGAGGUUGAAAUGGUGGCAAGGGGAAAUGAUACUCGGAAUCGGGAUAGUGGUGUGGAGUAUACAUCUGUUCAGGUUGAAAGUGAUGACAUUGAAGUAGUAAGAGAUGAAGGGGAGACUUCUCCGUUGGUGCCUAAUUCAGGUGGUUCAGAACAUGGGAGACGAGAUAUGCAAGGGGAGAGAUCUCCACUUAUUGAAUUGUUAGGGAUGAGGGAUGCUGCAGGUGAGGUGAGUACCGAUGCUCUGGAUACUGAAGUGACCACAAGUAGAGGUAUUAAGCUUGGUCUUGGUGACUUUGUUUUCUAUAGCGUUCUUGUGGGUAGAGCCGCAAUGUAUGAUCUGAUGACUGUCUAUGCUUGUUAUCUUGCGAUUAUAUCGGGUUUGGGUUGCACUCUUAUUUUGUUAGCUGUGCAUCGUCAAGCGCUACCCGCCCUUCCUAUUUCUAUCACACUGGGCAUCAUGUUUUACUUCUUAACUCGUUUGAUAUUGGAACCCUUUGUUGUUGGAACAUCCACAAAUUUGUUGAUGUUUUAGUACCCGAACAUGUGCUGAGAUAUGUCUGUUGUUCAUGGUUAUACUGUUCGAAGAUAAUAUAGAUGACGUAGAUGGUUAGCAAUUCAGAAUGGAAAACUGUCAUAAAUGUACAUUGUUCAGAAUGAUCUUCGGAUAGAUGUCCUCAUAUGUAGUAGAAAAUCUAACUUGCAGAUUUUUUUUUUUGUUUGCA